AUGACAACUACCUUACCUCCCUGCCUCUGCUCCAACGUCAUACUGGCCCCACCGUUUGGAGCAGUUCCCAAUAAUACUCCUAACGCAUGCAAUGUCGUCACGGGACUUGUCGGGUGCAUUAGUAUGAACACGUAUGCUAAAAAGGAUCAAGACGUUAUGCAUUAUUGGCUCUAUGACGAGAACGGUAACGUGGUCUUUGACUCGGGUGACUAUUGUUCGGGUGAUGUGUACAGAGUUGCGACGACCUGUGAUUGUCGGACAUUGGUCAUUCCAGGCAAUACCAUCAAUUCAAUCUAUUGUCUUGGAAUCAAAACGCCUUAUUGGAAUUGCACAAAUUCUGGAUUAAUCGGAAAAACAUGCGCAGCGUUUGGA
Molecule: messenger RNA, 372 nt
Organism: Mesorhabditis belari
Lineage: Eukaryota; Metazoa; Nematoda; Chromadorea; Rhabditida; Rhabditidae
Source: the annotation of a GenBank genome assembly